AUGUUCGAAGGCUUCCAACCAUUCUCAAUCACCACCCAGACCUCACCACCGGUGAUAAUCCAUGGCAUCAGGAGCGGGGACUCCACAUCCUCUCUCCCACCCCUCCUCCUCAUCCAUGGCUUCCCUCAAAGCCAUCACAUCUGGCACCGCGUGGCACCGCAGGUAGUUGAUCGCUACACAGUCGUCAUCAUCGACAUCCGCGGCUACGGCGCAUCUUCAAAGCCUGGCGACGUCACCUCGUACGCCAAAAGCGCGAUGGCGCGCGACUGCAUCAGCGUCAUGGAUCAGCUUGGCUACGAGAAGAAGCCCUUCUUCGUCUGCGCCCACGACCGCGGCGCCCGAGUCGCGCACAAGCUGGCCGUUGACUUCCCCGAUCGCGUGAGGAGGUCGAUCUUCCUCGACAUCGCUCCGACGCUGGUCAUGUACAAGACGACAGACUUCGAGUUCGCAAAGGCAUACUUCCACUGGUUCUUCCUGAUUCAGCAGGAGCCUCUACCGGAGACGUUGAUAUCUGCCGCGCCGAGAAAGUUUGCGGAGCUGUUCAUGGGCGGACGGCAGCCCAAGGCGUUGGAGAUAUUCGAGAAGGAGAACUUCGAGUAUUAUGCGAGCGUGAUGGAGGACCCGGAUGCGGUGCACGCCAUGUGCAACGACUACCGCGCCAGCGCGACGCUGGAUCUGGAGGAAUCGGAGGCGGAUAUCGAGGCGGGACGGCAGAUCCAGUCUCCGUUGAUGGUGCUUUGGGGGAAGUACGGCGUAAUUGAGAAGUGUUUUGAUGCGGUGAAAGAGUGGCAGAAUGUUUCGUCCGACAGCGUAUCUGUGAAGGGUCGCAGUGUUGAGUCUGGACAUUACAUCCCGGAGCAUGCGCCCGAUGAUGUUGUCAAGGCGAUCACGGAGUUUUUUGUUUGA
This is a messenger RNA of Colletotrichum karsti, 906 nucleotides long. Its product is annotated as alpha beta hydrolase fold protein. The record is from RefSeq and is a predicted model, not a curated record. NCBI's taxonomy places the organism in Eukaryota, Fungi, Ascomycota, Sordariomycetes, Glomerellales, Glomerellaceae. The coding region runs from base 1 to 906 and encodes 301 amino acids. Gene Ontology annotation, molecular function: hydrolase activity. The transcript has a single exon.